AUGGAUGUACCACUGGAAAGCGUGAACGUUCGUUACAAGGAAGAAGAUGGGACUGUGCUGUUUGAGAGCUAUGUACCACCCUCUCGGGAUGCUGUUCACCUGCCUACAUAUGUCCUCUACCUGCUCAUAGCUGUCUUCAUCGUGCUGGGUGUCCUCUAUGCCAUCAUUGGUCACCUCAUCACAGACCUCAUCCAUGACUUUGCAGGUUUGUUCUUGCACAUCCUAGGCCAAAAGGUGUUUCUUUGCCCCAAUGUAUAUCCUUCUUUCCUUUUUACUCUCCAGACUGGUUGUUUGGGGAGCAGCCUGAGGAGGUGGUGGUGAACUACUGUGAGGCCAAGGAUAAGUUUAUGGCAGACUGGUGCCCGGAAACCUCCCCUGAACUGGAAGCAAUGGCCAGGGCUGAGGAGAACAAAAUAAUUGACAGGGACUUCAUCAAGGCUCCUGCCAUCUGGAUCAUCUUGAAAGAACCUCGGGGGAGCAGGUCCGGACCCCGUGUGGUCUUUGAGCAGAGGACUUAG
Xyrichtys novacula (pearly razorfish) is the source of this 518-nucleotide messenger RNA. NCBI's taxonomy places the organism in Eukaryota, Metazoa, Chordata, Actinopteri, Labriformes, Labridae. The record is from the annotation of a GenBank genome assembly.